Molecule: messenger RNA, 1321 nt
Organism: Serpula lacrymans var. lacrymans S7.9
Lineage: Eukaryota; Fungi; Basidiomycota; Agaricomycetes; Boletales; Serpulaceae
Exons: 13
Coding region: 204-1157 (317 amino acids)
Cellular component (GO): cytosol
Molecular function (GO): aldose reductase (NADPH) activity
Source: RefSeq, a predicted model, not a curated record
GAUUCCGUCUUGUUUUUCCCGAACAGAUGCGAUCAGAUUGAAGCUAUAGCACGAUAAUCUAUAUCUGGGAUAUCAAAGUCACGAGAGACAUUCUGACAAAGCCUACAAUCCCACAGAGCUCUUGGAUCCGUCGAACUCUCCCAGCUUCGCCUUCGUGGUAACUAGCCUCUUAUCCCACAUAUUCACUUGGAACUCUCUCAGCAAUGGCCACCGUCGUAUUGAAAAGAACUGGUCAAAAGAUGCCACUGGUUGGCUUUGGACUCUGGAAGGUGACCAAGGCGACCUGUGCAGAUACUGUCUACAAUGCCAUCAAGGCAGGUUAUCGUCUUUUCGACGGUGCAGGUGAUUACGGAAAUGAGAAGGAGGCUGGCGAAGGUGUUCGUCGUGCUUUGCAGGAUGGUCUCGUAAAACGAGAGGAUUUAUUUAUCACUUCAAAGCUUUGGAACACCUUCCAUGCGCAUGACCAUGUCAAAAGUCUCGCAAAGAUGCAGCUCGGUCUAUGGGGCAUUGAUUACUUUGACCUCUUCCUGGUUCAUUUCCCUAUCUCCUUGAAAUACGUUGAUCCUUCUCACCGCUACCCACCCGAGUGGUUCGGUGACGACGGAAAGGUAUACCUCCAAAAUACUCCCAUGCAAGAGACAUGGGGCGCAAUGGAGGAGCUCGUUGACGAAGGUGUGGCUAAGAACAUUGGUCUUAGCAAUUGUCAAGGAUCUCUUAUCCUUGACGUCCUUCGUUAUGCGAAGUACGAGCCGCAGGUGCUCCAGGUUGAACUGCACCCAUACUUGACCCAAGAUGCCCUGGUGGAUCUGUCGAAGACCCUGGGCAUUGCUGUUACGGCUUAUUCAUCGUUCGGGCCUCAAAGUUACGUUGAGUUGGGUAUCGACAAGGGCAUCCCAAGUCUUCUCCAACACAACUCCGUUGAAGCACUUGCAACCAAAUAUAAAAAAUCGACUGCGCAGGUCCUGCUUCGGUGGGCCACUCAACGUGGUAUUGCUGUCAUUCCAAAAAGUAACAACCUGGACCGAUUGGUGGCCAACCUGCAAUGCAACUCCUUUGAUCUUACCGAUCAGGAGCUUAGGGCGAUCAGCUCUUUGAACGUGAAUCUGAGGUUGAAUGACCCUGCUGCGAUCGACCCUCGCAUUUCCAUCUUUGCUUGAUGUGUGAGUGAACAUGUACGAGUGGGUGAUGACGCGAAUGAAUUGUAAAUGUAUUUCCUCUUGCAACUGGCGACGAGUGUUUUUUGCCAUGCCAAUACAACGAUCCUGUUACACCAAUGCAACCGUCGUUGUAGUAGAACAAAACUAUGACUCGGAUUCCUUGU